AUGCGGAUGGCCUCGGCGUUGGUAGUUUUUAACUUAGCCGCGCCAGGAACAUCGCCGAGCCGUCGGCCUUCCUCGGACAGACUGACACCUUUUUUGAUAGCUAACUACGACGAGCGUGGUCGAGCGUGGGAUAUCACACGAACUUCAUCUGUCUUUGCGACUGCCAAAGUCAAUCAUACCUAUUGGCUGAGACGAUCCUCGAUGCUGAAUAUGACCUCCUCACCGGCUACAAGUAAGCCAGCAGGGAAAGUCAGUGCCUCACGGAGCCAUGGCUCUGGACAAAUGGGGAAGAAGACUUCCCUACCGCUAAGUCCUAGACCGGGAAUGCCCUCUCCUACUUCCCUGCCUAAACGGGCCAACCCUCUUCUCAGCACACCUAUCAAACCGGCCGUCAAAAACACAGUCUCUCCACGUGCGAUGACUGUAUUCGGCGUCGGGGUUCUGACGAUAAGCACUUACUGCGGAUAUCUGUACACGUCCUACCGGCGAGACGUCGUCGAGUCGCGCUCGCUCAACGUUCCCGAGGACGUAUCAGACCGCUACAACGAGACCGCGCGCAACUACGAUGCCGAGGUCGAGCUGGGAGAGCGGCUGAUGCGGCUGGGGAAGAGGCGGAAAGAACUGGUGCGCAUGGCUCGCGGAGACGUGCUGGAAGUGAGCUGUGGCACCGGCCGGAAUAUGCAGUACUAUCAGCUCGGAGAGCGGCGAGGCGUGGACGAGAAAGGGAAGGCCCAGAUCCAGGGCUGUCGUUCGGUGACGUUUGUCGAUCUCAGUCCGCAGAUGGUCGAGAUUGCUCAGAAGAAAUUCGAAAGGCUGUACCCUGACUUCCCGAAGGCUGCCUUUCGGGUACAGAACGCGAAGGAGGUCGUCCCUCCAUCUUCACCGUCUACAGCCGUGAUAAAGUCGUCGUCCACCACUCCCGAGACUCAGUCUCAGACUCAGUCUCAGUCUCAGUCUUGGACGACAUCCAAGCCGUACUUUGACACGGUCCUGCAGACCAUGGGCCUGUGUUCGACGCCGGAUCCCGUCGGCCUGCUACGCCACCUUGGGUCGAUCACGGAGCCUCAGCACGGCCGAAUCCUCCUCCUGGAGCACGGACGCUCUUAUUACGGCUGGCUGAACAGGAUCCUGGACAACCUGGCCGCGGCGCAUGCCAACCGCCACGGAUGCUGGUGGAACCGCGAUAUCGGGCAGAUCGUGGAGCAGAGCGGGCUCGAGGUUGUGGAGAUGAAGAGGUAUCAUUUGGGGACGACGUGGAGGGUGAUUCUGCGACCUAAGCGGGAGUCAGGGUCCAAAGACGAAGUUCAGGCAGCUCGAUGA
This is a messenger RNA of Rasamsonia emersonii CBS 393.64, 1320 nucleotides long. RefSeq lists its product as uncharacterized. NCBI's taxonomy places the organism in Eukaryota, Fungi, Ascomycota, Eurotiomycetes, Eurotiales, Trichocomaceae. The coding region runs from base 1 to 1320 and encodes 439 amino acids. The transcript is spliced from 3 exons. The record is from RefSeq and is a predicted model, not a curated record.